UGAAGACGACUUGACUCUUCUCGGUCCGGCAUCAUUUCUCUCUUUUCGGUUUUCCGGCUGCUCUCUGUCGGCGGUCUCAUCACUAACCGGUCCGGUUUAUCUCAUCGGCUGCACGCCGUUCUAACAUCUGUUAAAAGCAUUCACGUCCUGUAACUUACCAUCAUCUUGAUUAGGAUUGAAUAAAAAUGGCAACAACCCCUCUAGCCCAGGAGAAAGUGUGGUUCGAGAAGCCGAUGUACGAUAAAGCCGAGUGCCUUCAUUUUGAACGGCUGGCUAAGCCUACGCAAUAUAAUGAACUACUAACCAACAACGGUACUGGAAUUCGGACGAACUGCAAUAAUACACUGGUUGAAAAUGCCCAAAAUCAAAUUAAUCCAAAUCUACAAUCAAACACGGUAUCGAAAAAAUCUAAAAAGAACAAAUCGCCUGUCAAAGGGAUGGAGAAUACAACGAAUCUCGAUAAAAUAGAAUCUGUAGAAGAUGCUGUUUCAAAGGCAGAGGACUUGACCAAAUUCAAGCCGAAGGAGGCGAAAGAAAAAAAAAAUAAAGCUGAUAAAAAACAUGCAAACAAAAAAGAACAAGAAAAAGGUACUCGAGAUCAUAAAAAACCAGAUAGUCCAACAUUGAUGAACAAGGGAGGGCCACAAUUAUCUUGUCCAAUCGUACCUGCGCGCGGAAGUUUGGCCAACGAAGUAGCGAAGGCUCGUCAACAUAUUAAACAAUCUUUGCAGUGUGUAGAUAGCAUUGCCACUUUUGCAACAACAAGCGGUUCUAGCCCAGAAUAUGGGUCGCGCAUUGUUGUCUUGGAAAAAGAGAACCAGGAAUUGAAAAACAUCGUUGCUGAACUUAAGAGCAUCGUUGGACGACUAGAUGAGCGCGUCAAAAUUCUGGAGGACCGACCACCAGGCAUUGAUCCAAUGAGGAUUGCAAUUUGCCCAGCCAAACCGCCAUCGCCGACGCCGCCAAAACCAACUGCUAAGGAUGAUGAUGACGACGAUGUCGAUCUGUUUGGCUCAGAAUCAGAGGGUGAAGAUGAGGAAGCUGCCAAAGUAAGAGAAGAACGUCUCGCUGCUUACGCUGCUAAGAAAUCAAAAAAACCCGCACUGAUUGCAAAAUCAAAUAUCAUCUUAGAUGUCAAACCAUGGGAUGACGAAACUGACAUGAAAGCCAUGGAAACUGAAGUCAGAAAAAUUGAAACAGAGGGCCUUCUCUGGGGUGCCGCCAAACUUGUCCCACUGGCGUACGGUAUCCACAAGCUGCAAAUAUCUUCUGUAGUCGAGGAUGAGAAGGUCUCAGUUGACUGGCUGACAGAGCAGAUUGAGGCUAUCGAAGAUUAUGUUCAAAGUGUCGAUAUAGCUGCUUUCAACAAAAUUUAAAUCAAUAUCGGCCGACCCAAAUUGUUGACCAUCAACUUUUCGGUAUUUGGUCAAAGAAACAACCGAGUGUACAGAUAAAAUAUUAAAUAUGUCGCCGUUUUCUCAUUCCACUAGCAAUAUCAGCAUUCACAAUUUAAAGAAAAAAAACAACAAAAAAACAGGAAUUAUACAAUAAUAAUAAUAAUAAUAAUAAUGAUGAUAGAAUUUAAAUAUUACUCUAUACAAACUUAUCAAUUUACGGCAAAUAUCUUUAGUCAGUUAGCUGAAUUUGACACGCCAUAUCUAUGGAACCAGGGACAACGAUACGGUGCGUAAUUACAGCAACUGAUGUUCUUCAAGCCUUAGAGAGGCGUUUGAUGUAUGUUUAUGAGAUGAGAGAGACGUCAACAUCCUUCGUGGGUCGAUAUACAAUGAUAUUUUGACUAUCAGUCACCGAACUUGUUUCCCAGGGUGCACAAAAAAUCAGGAGCAUUGUUUGGAAACGUCAAGUUGUCGCUCGAAUUAAUUAAAUAUCAAUGAGAAAAACAGUAGUGAUGAAAAAAUGUUUUCAAUAGUGUGUCAGAGCAUUGACCGUUUCGGUUUCUGUCCUGAUUCAGUUAUUCUGUGUACUUGUUUUGAUUGUUAUUUAGUCUCUGUUGAUAAUUACAGUGAUGAUAAUUGUUUUAAACAUCUUUUAACUCAUGCGCAAAUGCCAUACACGUUAUAAUACAGUGUGUAUACAUAGCUAUAUUCUAUACAUUGGUUAUCUUUAUAUGCCCACAUUAUUGUAACUAUUAUUGUUAUUCUAUUACAUAAACAUCUCAUUGAUACUGUACAUCCGUAAUUUCAGAUGAUCUUUGCAAUGAGAACCUCUAUAUCUAUGGUAAGAAUAAUAAUUGGUAACACGGCGUCA
Diprion similis is the source of this 2268-nucleotide messenger RNA. Its product is annotated as probable elongation factor 1-delta. The record is from RefSeq and is a predicted model, not a curated record. The transcript is spliced from 9 exons. Bases 186 to 1376 code for a protein of 396 amino acids. Lineage: Eukaryota; Metazoa; Arthropoda; Insecta; Hymenoptera; Diprionidae. Gene Ontology annotation, biological process: double-strand break repair via nonhomologous end joining; protection from non-homologous end joining at telomere; translational elongation. Gene Ontology annotation, cellular component: eukaryotic translation elongation factor 1 complex; cytosol. Gene Ontology annotation, molecular function: guanyl-nucleotide exchange factor activity; 5'-3' DNA exonuclease activity; translation elongation factor activity.